Molecule: messenger RNA, 2351 nt
Organism: Rhododendron vialii
Lineage: Eukaryota; Viridiplantae; Streptophyta; Magnoliopsida; Ericales; Ericaceae
Product: SMR domain-containing protein At5g58720
Exons: 11
Coding region: 501-2003 (500 amino acids)
Source: RefSeq, a predicted model, not a curated record
GCGUGGCGGUAGCGUUGUUGUUACCAAAAAACGAAGAAGAAGAGAAGAGGAGCCGUUAUUUAUUUCGGCUGCUAAUCAACCGUCCCUCAAAUCCCGAAACCUUCGGAGGAUCUCCUUUGUAAUUGCGUUCUGAAGUUUUCUCUGAACUUCUUGAUUCAUCUCCAUCUUCUUUUAAAAUUCCACCACAUCGCAAACCUCUUCGAUUCUCUUCUGAGAACCCUAAUUUGUACUAUGUCAUCGCAAAUUAGGGUUUUAAGAAUCACGAACACCCGAAUUUGCUUAAAACCCCGAUCUUAUAACCACUGAUCUGCUUUGAUCAUGGCUUUCUCCUACGCUUGAUCCACUUCACAUUCGAUCGGUUCGCUUUGCUGUUGUUUUCAAUGUAAAUAGCUGACACACACACACACCCCCUCCCUGUAGUUAUAGUUAUACAUACACAUUCAGUUUCUUGUAUCAUUGUAGAGAGAGAGAGAGAGAGAGAGAGAGAGAGAGAGAAUAACAUGAAACAAUCGAAGAGGAAGAAGAAGAGAUCCCGGCCUCAAAAUCAUAACGGCGUAAUCAAGGGCGCCGUUCACGAUGAGGAGAGCGAAAAAAGCAGGGGUUUAAAGAGUCUGAUGGAGGCUUUUACCUCCGUUUCUAUAGAGGAAGCUGACUCGGCGUAUAUAGAGGCCAACGGGGACUUGAACAAGGCGGCGGAGAUCCUCGGGGGGCUGGAGGAAUGCUCGAGUUCCAGUGGGAGCGCGAGGUUGAGCUCAAGCUUGGGUUCGAGCUCGACAGAGGGUUUGCUGGAGGCCAGUUGCGGUCGGAAGGGACGGGAGGUUGGAGGGGGGAAGCAGAAGAAGGUUAUUGCUGCUACCGGGACGGUUUCUAACGUGUUGGGGAAGGAAUAUGUAAUGGCGAGCCCGAGGAAGGGCAAGUGCAGAAAUGAGGGGUUUGUUGAUGAGCCGUUGAGUAAGGGAGAUGCUGAGCAGUUUUUGUGCUCGAUGCUCGGUGACGACUGCGAUCUUAGCUUGGCCGUUGUUAGAGACGUCCUAGGUCAAUGUAGAUAUGAUGUUGAAAAGGCUAUGAAUGCCUUGCUUGAAUUAUCUGCUUCCUCCUAUGAGCAGUCCAAGAAUGAUCAAUCCUGUGAAGGCAUGGUAAACAACAAAGAAGAUACACAGUUCCUUUUUGAAUACAGUGAUGAUUUAACCGAGAGGGCAUCUGACUCAACAUCUCAUACAUCUGAAAGCGAGAUUCAGGAUAACGUGUGGCCUCAGGGCUUUCGUGGCAGGAAUUAUUUUGACGUUCUCACUUGCUCUCAAGCUCAUUCUCUGACUGGCCCCAGAAGUUCUAAGUCAGAACUUCCGCAGAAAGUGUUGGAAUCUUUAUUUAACAUGCCCAAGAGUGCUGAACAUGAGCCGAAUGCUAUGAACUGGAGAGAUGUAGUGAAAAAGAUGGAGUCCCUUGGACAGAGGAUUGAGUCUGACCUUGCUGAUGCUGCAGGAUCAGAGAAUAUUCAUGGUGAAGGAAAUGAAUAUCAGGUGUUUAGAAAAGCUGCCGGACAGCACUGGGAUUCGAUGAAGUCCUACUAUCAAAAGGCUGCAACAGCAUUUUCUAACGGGGAACGGGAACAUGCAGCUUACCUUUCUGAGCAGGGAAGGGUAUACAACAAAAUGGCUCGAGAGGCAGAUGAAAAAGCAAGUCAAGAGAUAUUCAAAGCUAGAAACAAGAGCAUAGAGAAUGUGAUAACUAUUGAUCUUCACGGGCAACAUGUCAAACAAGCAUUAAGGCUUUUAAAAGUUCACCUACUUUUUGGAGCAUAUGUUCGAUCUGUCCAGAUUUUCAGGGUUAUCACGGGAUGCGGUAGACACGGUGUGGGGAAGUCAAAGCUGAAGCAGUCGGUGCUUGAUCUGGUCAAAAGGGAAGGUAUUGAAUGGAGUGAAGAAAAUCGUGGAACGAUCCUAAUCAAGCUUGAUGGCCAGAGAGAAUUCUCUUUUCUAGAGUUAGAGAGCGAUAGCGACUAGCCCUCUGGUUGCUCAUUAGUUCAGGUAAAUAUGAUCUCUACUCUAUGGUUGGGUGGGGACCACUACAACCAGGAUCCAGAUGCAGUAACUUAUGUCCUUACUUCUGUUGUAACUAACUUAGAUGACUAGAUGGUUAUCUAGGCCAGGUUUAAGAGGUUUUUUUUUUUUUUGUACAAUUACAUCCUCCCUUUGUAGACACAGCACGUACAACAUACAAUUUCAUCUUCAUAGAGUAUUUGGCUCAAGCCUCGUUUGUACAAAUAUUUUGGUAUGUAUGUUAGAGAGUGAAAUUGUGUAACAUUAUGGACUAGUUGAUUGUAAUGAUAUAUUGAACUAUGAUUAUGCGAA